AUGUUUCGUCCUGUGAUAUUUUGUGGCUUGAUUGUUCGAUAUGUUUCUUCCUUGGUGCCUCAGCCAAUAGAUCAACAUCGAAGAAGCCUAUUCGAGAGUCCUAUCCAGGCGCUUCAGCUCUCUUGCGUCUUGGGUCUCCCCUCGUCUGUGUCGGCUCUGGAUCCCAACAGCAGUGGUCCUUCGAGCAGUGAUGACCUACAGGUAUUAUUCUGGUCAGGUCCAACUUGGAACGAAAGUCGAUAUCGCGCGUCGACCUUGUCUGGGUACGACCAAAACAAAAAUGCUCCUGUUCCAUUCGACUCGGCCAAAAUCACUUACCCUGGUUGGAUGAAAGGUUACUGGUCUGUGAAAUACAAGUUUGCAGGUGCCGAUUUUCCGCAAGGCAAAAAAAUCCUGUCUCUACGAACAGCAGGUGCUGGUCUGGGAACCUGUCUUGUACUUCCAAAUGUUGGAUACAAUCCACCAGCAGCCCAUGCCUUACGAUUCCUAUCCAAUGAGAACAGUGAUGAGAAUGAUGGAUUUGUACAUGGCGAUUUGGCAUAUAAUCUCCCCAGAAGACUUGAGAGCUUUUGGCCUGAAUCGAAAGUGUUGUCGGUCCAAACGAAUGGUAGCAGCGACAGUCGGAUGACUCCAAAAUGCUUUGUCACUGGAGAUGGAUGUGCAGUCCAAGAUAAUCCUAAAUUGCACUGGGUUGCAUCUCGAGCAGUAGUCGACUUUGAGGCCCCAACAAGGAAGAGUGGCCGCCAAGUGCAAUCGUCGGACGUCACAUUGUUAAAUUUUACUUCCCCGUCAUUUGCAGAGGGCAACAGCAACUCGAGAUUUGUUACUGUUCAGACUUAUUCGCAGUUCAAUCCUUCACAGGAAUUGCAAACCUUCUAUCAAGACCACUUGUUGCUGGAACGACUCAAGGGUAGCGAUGGGCAAGAUGUAAUUUCAGGCAGGAUUCGAGUGGCUGCCUUUUUGCCACAUUAUAUUCAACAAUUGGAUGGAGCAGAUUCUUCCUAUCAGGAUACCAAAGCUGUCGCGGUCUAUGAUUACAAAAUUUUCAUGAAGAGAAUUGAUGAAAAUGAAGCGAUGAGCAUGUGA
Molecule: messenger RNA, 1086 nt
Organism: Cylindrotheca closterium
Lineage: Eukaryota; Bacillariophyta; Bacillariophyceae; Bacillariales; Bacillariaceae
Source: the annotation of a GenBank genome assembly